CUUGAAAAAAAACCUGGUUUUGUAGCUGUAGCUAUAACAUAUCUCAUCUCGAACAAAAUUAUGUAUUUCAAAGGUUUUUUUAUUGCAGGAUUCAUAUUUUGUAUCUUUGAAUCGCAUAUGAAAUGUUUAGACAUCAUUCGAGGGCAAAAUUCUAUUAGAAAAGCUUGAAAAUAAUGAAAAUUUGCGUGUUGACUGAUAAAAAGGGCAACUUUGGCGAAUUUUCCGCAAUUCUGCGGUGAGUCAAAUAUUUUCAGCAAAUCUUUCACGAUGGCGGAAUUCGUCUGGGACUGCUUAACACACUACAUAAGAAAGGUAUCCAUGGUGUUGUUGUUUCAUCCGUUCUCAUAUUCAUUGUAUUCUGUAGGAAAUACCUCUGACAGGAACGUACAGUUCGCAAAGAACAAGACAUCAAAAUGGCAGACGAUCCCCACAGUGCUUCUGAAACUGAUCGUGUAUAUGUGGGUUCAGUGCAGUCUCCCACCAACCAACAGCAGUUUUCCUUCCCAUCAGAAAUGCCCCACAUCAUCAGUGUUGGAGGAAACGUGAAUGUUGGGGUGGGGAAUAUACUUGCUCGGUCCCGGAGUGAGAUUGAUCAAGCCAUUAGGUAUAUGGUAAGAACCAAGGCCUAUCUCAAGUUGAUUGAGAACCUACACAGGGGACACUCAUGGACUAUCAUAACAGGGUGUCCAGGAGAAGGCAAAACUAUCCUAGCUUAUUUCAUUAUGAAGUAUUUUCAAGAGAAAGACUACGACGCUAUCGUCAUCAAAACACCAGAACAAUAUUAUAGCUUUAACGAAUUUGGAUCCAAGACAGUGUUGAUGCUGAAUGAUAUUUUUGGAGUUUUAGCCCUUGAUGUGAGUUCUGUGGAAAACUGGCUGUUUGUCCUCGAUGAUAUUGACAAAAGAAUCGAAAGCAGUAGAAGUCCACAGGAGGAUACUCGGUUUCAUGUUGUCAUUACGGGAAGAAACUACGUAUUCAAAGCUGCGAUUCCACAUCUUGGGAAGUUUUCAUAUCAGUUCCAAGAAAAAGACGUGGCAGUAGACAUUUCGGAACAUUUCCCCUUGAGUGAUGUAGAGAAGAUAGCCAUUUUGAGAUGCCAUUUGAUCAGACGAUCCAUUCAACUUAACAACGAAGAGACAAUGGUAGAAAGAAUUUGCCAAAUGCCCACUGUGCAUGGAUUUCCUCACUGCUGUCGUCUGUUUGUGGACAUCAAAGCUGCCCACAGCGACCCAAUCAACUUUUUCUCAAAUCCACUUGUGUUUCUCAACUUCACCACACAGAAACUAAUCCAAGAUGAAAACACCAGGAAAUUGUUUUAUGUUCUUCUGCACAAUGGCGGCUUAGUGUCAAAAACAUCAUUGAAAGAAAGAGAACUUGUGGAGGCUGCAGAUGCAUUAGUUGAUAGCUACCUUGUUGAUCGCAAUAAUACAUUGCAGAUCAGUCAUCCGUCUAUACACUGGAGCAUAGUCUAUGUCAUGGGAUGCAGGGAUACACAGUUUCUCAUCAAGGAGUGUCCUCUCACCUUUGUGAAUAAAUUCGUCACCAUUUGUACCAACCAACCAUCAGAUGAACAGGACUCCCCACAAUUUAUCCCUAAAAUAGAAAUACAGGGUGACCAGGUAGACCUGUUGCUUGACAGAUUUGUUAAAGAAACAGAGGCAAAUAAUAUUUGGAUGGUUCUCUCGCACCAAGUCUUUUCGAGUGACACAUUUGUUGCAGAGUAUAUCUCAUGCUUGUCUCAGAAGCUAGGUUUAUCAAAACUGAUUUCAUGGAUAGAUAACAGAACAAGAAAGGCUUUUAUAUAUCUGUCGACGAGCAGCAAGUCCUCCAAACUGUUAAAGUUCAUUUCAAGCAAACAUGAAUUUACUCCUGAUGACGUGAAGCAUGCUUUUCUUGGGUGUUGUGAGUUUGGGUCGAUUGAAGCAUUCCACUUUCUCGCUAAACGAUAUCCGGAACUGAAGAUGGACGCUGUGGAUGAGAACAGAAAAACAGCCUUGUCUCUUGCAGCAGGGAAUGGACACAAGGCCAUUGUUGAGCUGCUUCUUCAUCAUGUUGACAUCCACACCAAGGAUACUCUCGGUAUGACAGCCUUACACUAUGCCGCGGAAAAAGGUCAGAUAGAUGUGAUUCGUGUCUUGGUUCAAAAAGGCAUCAAACUAAACGAAACAGACGAGACUGGCAGGACAGCCCUUCAUCACGCUGCAUGGGCUGGUCAUGAAGAUGUCGUCUGCUGCUUGGUACAGGAUGGUGCAGACGUUCAUGUGAGGGACGUGGAUAAGGCCACAGCUUUGCACGAUGCUUGUGACAGAGGAUAUGCACAGGUUGCUGCGCAUCUGAUUGAGAAAGGAGCUUGCGUGGACAUCCAAAACGAUUGGGAUGAUACACCCUUGAACAUUGCAGCUUCUCGUGGAAGUGUGAGUGUGGUUAGACGAUUGCUUAACUACAGAUGUGAUGUCAGCCUCAAGAACAGUAAAGGUCGGACAGCAGAAGACAUUGCCAGAAGGUUGGGAUAUGAGGAGGUCCUUGAGGCAAUACUCAGGUACAAAUCAAGGCAGGAUUGCAUUAGUCCCGACGAGAGUGGCAAAGGAUAAAUCCAAGUCCACAGGGCCAUAUGAGAUGAGAACACUAGCAUUUGUUUGGAAUCCAUCAUUAUUGUCAUCUUAGUCAUUUGAAGUGAAAUAUUGUCAUGGUAAUGUACAUGGCAGUCUGCAUAUUUUCAGAUUUUCAUUAAAAUCAGGGGGCGGUGGGGUAGCCUAGUGGUUAAAGCGUUCGCUCAUCACGCUGAAGACCCGGGUUCGAUUCCCGACAUGGGUACAAUGUGUGAAGCCCAUUUCUGGUGUCCCUCGCCGUGAUAUUGCUGGAAUAUUGCUAAAAGCGGCGUAAAACCAUACUUACUCACUCAUUAAAAUCAGAUGUUAGUGCUUGCUACCACUACACUUCACCAAGUGAGAACUAAGAUAUGACUUUUUUGAGACUAAGGCAUUAGUUACAUCUUCAUUGCAAUUAGUGAAUGGGUUUUUGUAUGGCCUAUAUAUAUCAGGAAUUAAAACUGCAUUAUACAUAAUUUAAUGACCCAUGAAGAUCUGGGUUGAAUAGGUCUUCAGCAACCCAUGCUUGCCGUAAAAGGCGACUAUGCUU
This is a messenger RNA of Haliotis rufescens (red abalone), 3138 nucleotides long. RefSeq lists its product as uncharacterized. NCBI's taxonomy places the organism in Eukaryota, Metazoa, Mollusca, Gastropoda, Lepetellida, Haliotidae. The coding region runs from base 414 to 2591 and encodes 725 amino acids. The transcript is spliced from 3 exons. The record is from RefSeq and is a predicted model, not a curated record. Gene Ontology annotation, molecular function: protein binding.